This is a messenger RNA of Humulus lupulus (European hop), 2006 nucleotides long. RefSeq names its product protein PIN-LIKES 3-like. Gene Ontology annotation, biological process: endoplasmic reticulum to cytosol auxin transport. Lineage: Eukaryota; Viridiplantae; Streptophyta; Magnoliopsida; Rosales; Cannabaceae. The record is from RefSeq and is a predicted model, not a curated record. The transcript is spliced from 10 exons. Gene Ontology annotation, cellular component: membrane. The coding region runs from base 420 to 1691 and encodes 423 amino acids.
UAUCUGAUAAUAGCGGGAGAAACUCUUUUUAGUUAAUCUAUAAACAUCUUGAAACUUAGAAGGAAAGAAAAGAAGAAAAAAAAAGUUAUUUUUUCUUUUGUGAGUCAAAGAAAGCGUGCCCUUGUGGUCAUGAGUAGAAAUAAUAAGCUUCAGUUUUAAAGAUUGGAUUUUGAUAAGAUAUUAUAUUCGAACGACAUGUAUGUAUGUAUGUAUGUAUGUCCAGUUCGUAUGUUGUUUACCAUCUAUGAAUGAUUAUGAAGAGUUAUGAGCUGGGCACAGAACGGUGUCUCUACCACCACGUGGUUUUCAUUCAUGGUUUUAUAUGUCUAUGCUAAAUCACUUACCAGCCUUUUAAGACCCUUUUAGCUACUCUUUGCUUUGAUCUCUUCUUCUUCUAAGGUCUAAGUUGGAGAGAAAGAAUGGAGCUUUUGGGGCUGUUCGUGACAGCAUCUGUUCCAGUGUUGAAAGUGCUAUUGCUUACCGGACUUGGUUCCUAUCUUGCUUUAGAUAGCGUUAAUAUUUUGGGGAAAGAUGCCAUCAAAUAUCUGAACAUAAUUGUUUUUUAUGUAUUCAGUCCUGCGCUUGUGGGAUCCAGCCUCGCAAAUACGAUAACAUAUGAUAGCAUGGUCAAGUUGUGGUUUAUGCCUGUGAAUGUUCUCAUUACAUUUAUUAUUGGUUCAUUACUUGGAUGGGUUGUUAUCCUCUUUACAAGACCACCUCCACACUUGCGAGGCCUCAUUUUGGGUUGCUGUGCUGCAGGAAAUUUGGGGAACUUGCCCCUCAUUAUAGUCCCAGCACUUUGUAAGGAAAAAGGAAGCCCCUUUGGAGACCCUGAUGUCUGCUAUACUUAUGGAAUGGCUUAUGUUUCUCUUUCAAUGGCUCUAGGAUCCGUAUAUUUGUGGACUUAUGUGUAUAACAUUGUCCGCGUAUCUUCAAGGAGCAUAAAAGAAAUCCCAAUCAUCGACAAGUCUUCCAGGGAGUCAUCUUCAUCAGAGACCGGAGGAGGUUCUUUAGAAGAACCACUACUACUUCCUUCCCCAGAAUUGGCAGGACCACCUGGGGAUGUUGCAGAUGAAAAUGCACUGCCAAAGACCAUACACGACGAUGAAUCUUCAGCUAAGUGGCAGGUGGGGAUUUCAGAAAGUUCAGGGAUAAAACAACGUUUGGCGAAGCUGUUUAAAGAGCUUAAUCUGAAUGCCUUGUUGCCCCCUUCAACUAUUGGAGCGACUAUUGGAUUUAUGAUCGGAGUGGUUCCUCAAAUCCGAAAAUCUUUGAUAGGAAGUGGUGCUCCACUUAGAGUGAUCCAAGACUCUGCUAUUUUGUUGGGGGAUGGAGCCAUCCCAGCCCUGACACUUAUAAUUGGAGGAAAUCUUCUUAGAGGUUUAAGAGGACCGGGAAUGCAGAAAUCUCUUGUUGUUGGCAUUGUAGUAGCUCGUUAUGUAGUGCUGCCUUUGACAGGCAUAUUAGUUGUUAAGGGGGCAGUUCAUUUCGGUCUGGUGCCGCCUGAACCAUUGUACCAAUUUGUUCUUCUUCUUCAAUUUGUAUUACCACCUGCUAUGAACAUAGGAACCAUUACACAGUUGUUUGGAGCAGGAGAGAAAGAAUGUUCUGUUAUCAUGCUCUGGACCUAUGCGUUAGCAUCAAUUUCACUCACUUUCUGGUGCACAUAUUUCAUGUGGCUUGUGACCUGAUAAUUGAGCAUUUUGACCAUAUAUUUCAAGCAGCUUCAGGUACUACAACUACUAUUGAGUCCGUCCUUUUGGACACUACACAACAACAAGGCAUGCCGAGGAGCAUGAGCCAAGAAAAAAAAAUUAAAUUAAAUUUUAUUUAUUGAAAACAUGUAAAAAAAAUUUAUGGAGAAGUCAUAAAUUUUAUUAAGAAUCUUGGCAGAUUCUUUGAAGCUCUUUAGGGGUGGAGAUGAAUUGAAUCACUGUUGUUGAUAGUGAAGUCAGUUUUUGACUUUGCGAUGGAAAAAAUAAUAAAGUUUUUGACUAAAGUAAAAA